This is a messenger RNA of Octodon degus (degu), 2462 nucleotides long. It is a transcript of the gene Vps9d1, whose product is annotated as VPS9 domain containing 1. The coding region runs from base 69 to 2075 and encodes 668 amino acids. Gene Ontology annotation, cellular component: cytosol; endocytic vesicle. Gene Ontology annotation, molecular function: small GTPase binding; guanyl-nucleotide exchange factor activity. Lineage: Eukaryota; Metazoa; Chordata; Mammalia; Rodentia; Octodontidae. The record is from RefSeq and is a predicted model, not a curated record. The transcript has 16 exons. Gene Ontology annotation, biological process: vesicle-mediated transport.
CCCGUGCCCGCGUACACUGCGUUCCGCCCCGCCCCGCCCCUCCGUCGCCACCUCCCCCGCCCGGCGCCAUGGCAGCUGCGGCCGGGGACGGCCCGGCGAAGCCCCUGCAGAGCGCUAUGAAGAUGGCCAACGGAGCCAUAGAGCUGGACACCGGCAACCGGCCGCGGGAGGCGUACAUGGAGUACCUGAGGAGCAUCCACUACAUCUCCCAGGUGCUACUGGAGGAGUCCACUAAAGACGCCUGGGACACGAUGCCCGCUGACACCUCAAAGAUGCUAAAGCUGGCCGAGCAGUGUCUGGAGCGGGCCCAGUCAACAGCUGCCAAACUCGGCAAGACGCUCCUUAAGCCAGCGGCGCCCGUGGCUGCUCCUGCGCCACCUACUGGUCGACACCGCCGGGUGUGCUCAGAUGAAGGAGGGAAGCUCUCUCCAUUCCUGCCCCCGGAGAUCUUCCAGAAACUUCAGGCAGUAGAGUCCCAAAGCUCCAAGAAGGAGCUGACACCACUGGAGGAGGCCUCCUUACAGAAUCAGAAACUGAAGGCUACUUACGAAGCCCGGAUGGCCCGUCUGGACCCUAGCCAGGCCAUGCAGAAGACAUCGCUGACCCUGUCUCUGCAACGGCAGAUGAUGGAAAACCUGGUGAUUGCCAGAGCCCGCGAGGAAACGCUGCAACGGAAGAUGGAGGAACGCCGACUGCGGCUUCAGGAGGCUGCCAACAGGAGGUUCUGUAGUCAGGUUGCCUUGACCCCUGAGGAGCAGGAACAGCGGGCCCUCUAUGCAGCCAUCCUCGAGUAUGAGCAAGACCAUGACUGGCCAAAGCACUGGAGGGCCAAACUCAAGAGGAGCCCAGGGGACCUGUCCCUGGUGACCAGCCUGGUGUCUCACCUGCUCAGCCUUCCCGACCACCCAAUCUCGCAGCUGCUGAAGAAACUGCAGUGUGCUGUGUACAGCGCACUGUAUCCGGUUGUGAGCCGGGGGGGUGCUGGUGCUCUGUCCGCCCCAGGGUGCUGCUCCCUGCCCCCAGGUGCUGACAGGCUGCUGCCUACUGGGGGCCGGCGCCUCCGCUCCUCCCAGAGCCUGUACUGCAUGCUGUCUCCCCCAGAGCCCAGUGUGGCCCCACGGCCCCAGGAUGGACCCCCCGCCACCCCGUCACUCCUCCCCAGACCCCUGGACAAAGGGGAAGACAAUAGCCCAGGCAGGCCACCCUCACCCCUGGCAGAUACCUUGUCCUGCCUGCCUGACAAGGACAGCUCCUUUGAGGACCUGGAGCAGUUCCUGGCUAAAUCAGAGAGGUGCAGCUGGGGCUCCGGGGCACAGGCUGAGCCACAGGUCCAGGUGACACCGAGGGAGCCCUUGCGGGAGUGCCUGAAGAGCACAGUGGAGGACAUUCACAAUGCCAUCGACAGGCUACUCUCGCUGACCCUCCUGGCCUUUGAGAGCCUGAACACAGCUGCUUGCAAAGACCGCUGCCUGGCCUGUCUUGAGGAACCCUUCUUCUCCCCACUGUGGCCUCUGCUGCUGGCCCUGUACAGGAGCGUGUACCAUGCACGGGAGGCCGCCCUGGGCAGGAGCAUGGAGCUCUACCGGAACGCACCCCCUGCGGCUCUGGGCAUCCCUGCCAAGCUCCUACCCCCAGGCCCUGAGGGCAAGGGUGCUACCACCUACCCCUACUGCAGUGCGGCCCAGGAGCUGGGGCUCCUGGUUCUGGAGAGCUGCCCCCAGAAGAAGCUGGGGUGCAUCGUGCGGACCCUGCGGGUCAUCUGCGUCUGUGCUGAGGAUUACUGCCGUGCCCAGGAGCUCAGGCCGGAAGCCGGACCCCAUGUCCCUGCAGCUGCCAUUGGUGCGGAUGAUUUGCUGCCCAUCCUGUCCUUUGUGGUGCUGAGGAGUGGCCUUCCCCAGCUGGUAUCAGAGUGUGCAGCGCUGGAGGAAUUCACCCAUGAGGGAUACCUGAUUGGAGAGGAGGGUUACUGCCUGACAUCGCUGCAGAGCGCCCUGAGCUACGUGGAGCUGCUGCCUGGGCGGCCCCUGGUCUCUCCUGCUCAGCCUCAAGAUGGUCUCCCACAAAGUACAAGUUAAAACAGUAAAAGAUACAACUUCAUAUUCACUGGGCUUGGGAACAUUCUGGAAAGCUGGACAAUGCUGAGUGUGUAGUGGGACAGCUGUGGGGUGGACUGGACUCUGGUCAACUCACACUACUGGCUCCAGCUGCGUGUGGAUGGGGUUUCUGACCUAGCAAGUCUGUCCUUUGAGCCCAAAGGAGUGACAGCAACCCCACGAACAGGGAAGGCAAAGGAGCGUGCACCUGUCCCCAGUAGCUAGACAGGCGGAACCAGCCACCCAACACUGUUCAAGCAUAUUUGCAAGUCCUGUUUUCUCACAUUCUCAUCUGGGCAGGUUCAUGGGACAGCUUGUGUUGGUGGUACCCAGUUACAAGCCACAGGGAGCUCUGCCUGCAUGGUUAUA